AUGAAUCUCACUCUCUCUCACUCACUUUCUCUUUCUCUCUCUCGCUCUCUCUUUCUCUCUCUCAUUUUUCUCUCUCUUUCUCUCUCUCUCUCUCUCUCUCUCUCUCUCUCUCUCUCUCUCUGUUUCUCUUUGCAGUUUCUUUCCACCUCUCUAUUUCCACUUCUCUUGCUAUUUCCACCUCUCUUUCUCUCUCUCUCUCUCUCUCUCUUUAUCUCUCUCUUUCCACCUAACUCCACUUUCCACCUCUCUCUCCACCUCGUUCUCUCUUUCCACCUCUCUCUCUUUCCACAUCUCUCUCUUUCCAUCUCGCUUCCUCUUUCGACCUCUCUCUUUCCACCUCUCCCUUUUCACCUCUCUCUUUCCACCUCUCUCUCUCUCUUUCCACCUACCUCUGUCUUUCCACCACUCCCUUUUCAUCUCUCUCUUUCUACCUUUCUCUUUCCACCUCUCUCUCUCUCUCCACCUCGCUCUGUCUUUCCACCUCUCUCUUUCCACCUCACUCUCAUUCCAACUCUCUCUCUUUCCACCUCGCUUCCUCUUUCCACCUCUCUCUUUCCACCUCUCCCUUUUCACCUCUCUCUUUCCACCUCUCCCUCUUUCCACCUCGCUUCCUCUUUCCACCUCUCCCUUUUCACCUCUCUCUUUCCACCUCUCUCCCUCUUUCCACCUCUCUCUCUCUCUUUCCACCCCUCUCUCUCUUUCCAUCCAACUCUGUCAUUCCACCACUCCCUUUUCAUCUCUCUCUUUCUACCUGUCUCUUUCCACCUCUCUCUUUCCACCUCGCUCUCUUUCCACCACACUCUCUCUCUCUCUUUCCACCUCUCUCUCUCUUUCCACCUCCCUCUCUCUCUCUCCACCUCGCUCUGUCUUUCCACCUCGCUCUCUUUCCACCACUCUCUCUCUCUUUCAACCUCUCUCUCUUUCCACUACUCUCUCUCUCUUUCUACCUCGCUCUCUUUCCACCACUCUCUCUCUCUUUCCACCACUCUCUCUCUCUUUCCACCACUCUCUCUCUUUCCACCACUCUCUCUCUUUCCACCACUCUCUCUCUUUCCACCUCUCUGUUGCUUCCACUCGCUCACUCUCUAUCACUCGUUCACUCUAUCUCUGAGCCCCUCUCUCUUGCUCUCUCUCUCUCCCCUUCUCUAUCGCUUACUCUCCCCCUCUAUAUCUAUCUCUUCCACUCCUCGCUCUCUCUCUCCAUCACGCUCUCGCUCGCUCACUCUCUAUCUCGUUCUCUCUAAGCUCCCUCCUCUCUAUCGCUCAUUCUCUCCCCCCUCUCUCGCUCUCUCUCUCUAUCUUUGCCCCUCUUUCUCUCUCUCUCUCUCUCUCUGCCCCUCUCUCUUUCGCUCGCUCACUCUCCCUUCUUUUUCUGUUUCGUUGUUUCAGCGCAUUAACAAAUUGCGUCUUGUUGAUAUCUUCUCUUCCUAUCUAUCUUCCUAUCUAUCUAUCUAUCUAUCUAUUAUAUCUAUUUAUUUAAUCUUUUAUAAAUUUCUGUCUCUCUCUCUAUCUAUCAAUCCUUCCUGCUUUACUAUCUAUCUAUCUAUCUAUCUAUCUAUCUAUCUAACAAUCAGGAGACGGUGA
This is a messenger RNA of Acanthosepion pharaonis, 1584 nucleotides long. The record is from the annotation of a GenBank genome assembly. NCBI's taxonomy places the organism in Eukaryota, Metazoa, Mollusca, Cephalopoda, Sepiida, Sepiidae.